AUGUUUACGAGCCCCCACGCCAAGUUCUCUCUCUCAGAGCCAGUGUUCAGUCCAGUCAAAUGGCUAGAAGGAGUAGCGGCUGAUAACUCGGCCCCUCAAUAUCUGCUACCUUCGCAGAGGGUUCAUGCAACUCUCGACGAGAUAGACAUCUCUGCUAUUGAGGUCAAAAUUGGCGAUUUUGGUGGAGCAACAUGGAAAGACUCUGUUUGUGAACAAAAGCCUGUUACUCCUAGAGCACUGCGUGCACAGAAGUCAUUCGACGAGAAAGGUGGGAUGAUAGCAUUGAUAUAUGGUAUAUUUCAGCUGGCCCCAGAUGAACCGCUGUUUCCGAUUGGGAGUUUUGGAAUGACUGCGGAGCAGUUUGAUGAGGCCCAUAAGGACCUUAUUGCCGAGUUCAUUGACAAAGACUUCACCAGUUUUAUGGGUUAUUUAAGAGAGCGGCUGCCGCAAGAAUCUCGACUAGAGGACAUUCAGGGAUUUGUAUCAUUCCUGUGCUGUAUGCUUCAAAAUGAUCCGCAGCAACGGCAAUCUGCAACUCAGCUGCUGAAACACUCCUGGCUUCAAGAAUAUUCCCGUUCUGGCUACUAA
This is a messenger RNA of Ophidiomyces ophidiicola, 588 nucleotides long. RefSeq lists its product as uncharacterized. Lineage: Eukaryota; Fungi; Ascomycota; Eurotiomycetes; Onygenales; Onygenaceae. The record is from RefSeq and is a predicted model, not a curated record. The transcript is spliced from 3 exons. Bases 1 to 588 code for a protein of 195 amino acids.